This is a messenger RNA of Lytechinus variegatus (green sea urchin), 3633 nucleotides long. RefSeq lists its product as uncharacterized. The coding region runs from base 238 to 2157 and encodes 639 amino acids. NCBI's taxonomy places the organism in Eukaryota, Metazoa, Echinodermata, Echinoidea, Temnopleuroida, Toxopneustidae. The transcript is spliced from 6 exons. The record is from RefSeq and is a predicted model, not a curated record.
CUACCGUUGAAUGGGCACUUCCUGUUCGCAGGAGAGAAAGAAACAAACUCGUCACCCAACAAAACUUUUUCCCCCUACUCGCAAAUUUGGACGCAUUACAUUACCCGAUUCAUGGUGGAAAAGAACAUUAUUUUGAACAUAAAAUAGGAUACUUUCUUUAAGAAAAGCGGAGAACCGAGACGGUUAAUCCGUCUAACGUUGUUCAGUUGUUAUCGUGGAAAGAGGAGAAGGACCAAAAUGUGGAAUUUACUGGUUUUAUCAGCGGUACUUCUUCAGUAUAUUGGAUUCGCGACACCCCAACAGGCUCCCUAUUUGCCUGCAAACGCACCAACAUUCAAUCUUGGAUCACCAGAUACGAGAGGAACCAAGUUCAUGUUCGCAAUACCAAGCAACUUCAAUAUUCCUUCGAAGGUGACCCUUAUGAUCGGGUCUUCAAACCCUGGCAUAGCUCGUGUUAUGGUCAACAUACCUGGCUUCAAGUUCCGAAGAGAGAUCACCUUGACUCAAAGGCAGAUGAAGACAAUUAGUAUUCCCGGUAACGUAGCAGCUAACGGAGGUGGUCCUCAAAAUGGGACUAUUGUCGUCACGUCAAAUCUUGAGAUCACAGUCCACGCUGCGAACAUCAUGCCAAAGACCAACGACGGCUUUGUGGCGAUUCCCACCGAUGCCGUUGGAAAGGAAUACGUGAUCGCUUCGUACGACAUCGUUACUGGUCAGUGGUCAGUGUUUACGAUAACAGGGACCCAGCAGGGUACAAGGAUUCAGGUGGUUCCUUCACAAAGGAUUCUGCAUGCUCGGCAGUGGUACAAUGCGGGGCAAAUUAUCAACGUCCAGCUGAGCGAAGCCCAGUCGGUACAGUUUAGAUGUCCCGAUGAUCUGACUGGGACUUACAUCACUGCAGACAAACCUGUGGCUGUAGUUUCUGGGGCCACAUGUACCCGUGUUCCCAGGAGCAUGCAGAGGUGUGAUCAUUUGGUCGAGAUGUUGCCUCCGAUUUCGACCCUUGGUACCCGUUUCUCAGUGUUACCCCUUCUCAACAGGACUGGAUAUGUCUUCCGUAUGAUCGCAGCACGUCCUAAUACCAAAGUCCACCUCGCGGGAACUAUCUAUACCCUCGGUCAGAGGGGUUCCUUCAGGGAGUUCAACCAAGAUGCUCAGCUUCCAGUCACAAUCACAUCCAACCGUCCCCUUUUAGUGAUGCAAUAUGGAAAAGGAAUGGAUGUAAAUUUCUGGGGUGAUCCUUUCAUGAGCAUCGUGCCACCUGUAGAGCAGUAUAUGGAAGGAAUGACUACAUUUGGACCCUUGGCGCAGUCUGGACAAGACAUGUUUUUUAACUUUUUAUCAGUAUCCGUGACUUCUGCAGAUCUGUAUACAAUAAGUUUGAACAACGUUCUUAUCAUGAACACAGAAUUAAAUCUUCCCGAAAUGGAAGAGACAAUAAGGUAUACAGCAGAUCGAAACAUGAAGAUUCAGAAUGUUCCUCACACGUUACACAACCCAUCUGUAAUGUCACGUUUCACUGCUAUCUGUCAUGGUGUAUCUCAAGGCUCUGGGUAUGGAUACCCGAUCGGUUACAACCUCAGAACAUUGCUGUGUUCAAGAACAGACCCAAUGACAGGAUUAAUCGAGGAAUUCCAGUGUCCUCCACCCAUUCCUCCCAUCCAACCGGGUCUUAUACCCAGCACCGUACCGGGUAUGGGAGGUAACCAACCGAUCCGACCGGGGGUAGGAAUGAACCCCGGUAUGGGUGGCUUCGGUGUAGGAAUGGGCAUGUUCCCUGGAUUCUCGGCAGGGGGGCAACCGGGUGCCUUCCUACCAGGGAACUUCUUCACCGGGGGUAAAGCCCUUCCCCCCAACAUACCCAUCAUACCCGGGUUACCCAUCGACCCUAACGCCGGGGCGGCCCAGACUCAACCAGGUUUUAACAACAAUCCUCUGAAUCCCGUGAGUCCCAACAACCCAUUCGCCAACCCUGGACAACCGUUCGUUCCGAUGUUACCCUUCAACCCUAUGGGACCCGGAAUGAUUCCACCGCCUGAAAAUUGUUACACCUUAGGUCUUCUGAUCCUGGCAGCUGUUGCCCCGGUAACAGUAGUCUUCAUUGUGAUGUUGGUUAUACUCCUGGCUAUCGUCUACAGGUUCAAGAGGAAACACUGAUCUAUACCGCAGCCGACUAUAAUACUAAAAUGACAGAUGAAAAGCCACUAAUCUCAACAAAAUAUCAGAUGUCAUGGAAUUUUAUCACGGGACCAAAAUGUUUGAUUUAUCGAGAUUGUCAGGAAUAUUAUUUAAUUUUCCUUAAAUAUAGUAAGGAUUCAAUUUGAAUAAAUACAUAGAUAUUUUUGUGAUCAUGAUGAUGAUGAUGAAAUACCCAUUUUUUUUAAAUAAUAAAAUCUGCUUAUACAUCAGACAAAGUUCCUUAACACGUUUGUUGGUUUACCCUCUGUCUCGAGUUAGCUUGACUCAUGCCAUUGUUACUGAGUGCCUGGUGCUUUCUUCACCAACUGUUCUGCAGUAAAAAAGGGGGUGUUUUGCAAUGAAAGAAGAUAUAAAACUGUACGAAUAUAUAAUGAAUUUCAUGAUACAAUAUCAUUGAUCCUGAAUAAUUUAGAUGAAUCCUGGCAUUCCAUAUCAUUGUGGAAUAGGUCUGGACUUAGAACCGAGUUCAACCUGGAGUUUGGGUUCACAAGUAUACCACAAAACGAUGCUUCGGAAAUAUAGAACCCAUUCGUAUAUACUUGAAAUACGAUAAAAAACGAAUUUGCAUUAUUUCAGAACCGGGACAAGAGAUACGAGUUUGUACCAUGCUCGAUAUGGUUAUGGUUUGAAAAAAAAGGAAUUUAAUUGUAAAAAGUAAUAAUUUUCAGUGCAAAGAGAGUAUGCGCGUGCGUGUGAAAGUUUAAGAAUGUGAUUUAUUUUGUUGUUGCGAUGUUAUCAUUCUAUAGAUCUUUAUAUUAGGGUUUAAGUAAAUAAUUUAUUUUCAAAAUGGACAUUUACAUCUGAUAUGGAUACCCAAUCAUGUCAAAGAACUUGCCACACUCUAAGAAUUCGAAUGUUAAAUCAACAUUUGAAAGGUUGGAGGAGUGACAAAUUGGAGUUACAUCCAACUUUGUAUAAAGCUGAAUCCAACAUUUUAAGUGUUGGGUAGAACCAUUCAAAGUGGUAAAUGCAACAUUUAGAAAAUGGCAUUAAGAAAACGUUGUCACUCCUACAACCUUUUAAGUGUUUAGUUAACAUUUCUUUUUAGAGUGCACUUUAGGAAAUUAGAUGAUUUAUGUCGUCCUUUAGGACGGAUAUGUUAUUGCUAAAUCUCUUAUUUUGAAAAUGAUGUAAACUAUUCAGUGAAUUGUCAUUUUCUGAAUAGUUUACAUGAAAAUAUCAAUGUGUGAAACAUAUUUUAUGAAGCUUUGCCAUUUUAUUGAAUUAUAUUUGAACAAUGCUAACUGAAAGAUGCAUAUUUCUGUGUAUUUAGUAACCAUAAGUUAUUCUAGAAUAAUUAAUGAGAUUUGUUCAUCCAGUUUUUCUUUGACAGAAAAAAAUCUUUCUUGCAAAUAGUUUUGUAAAAAUACAAGUUUGUAAAUGUAUGUCUACUUUUGUGUGCAAUAUAUUAAAAAGAAAAAUGAAUGUUCUAUA